This is a messenger RNA of Sparassis crispa, 162 nucleotides long. RefSeq lists its product as hypothetical. NCBI's taxonomy places the organism in Eukaryota, Fungi, Basidiomycota, Agaricomycetes, Polyporales, Sparassidaceae. The record is from RefSeq and is a predicted model, not a curated record. The transcript has a single exon. Bases 1 to 162 code for a protein of 53 amino acids.
AUGGAACUGGAUCUCGAGCUUGCUAUUAGACAGUGCUAUAAAUCUGAGGACAAGGAAGACGUUUUCGACUGUGUCGCUCGGGUGUCUCCUGCCGCGCUUUCCAACGACGUUGGCGCACCCGCUGCACUCUCAGGCCCUGGGUACAGGCAGCGCAGAGCGUGA